AUGUCCGACAUAAGAGACGAAAUUGCACAAUCUCGACAAAUUUCAACAACAAACCAAAAAUCUAAUGAGAAAAAAAUUGAAAAUACUGGAGUUCCAGAACAAUCAAAUGAACAAGAGAAGGAAACUUCAAAAAUAGAUGAUGCAUCAACAAAUCAAGGAAAUCAAUCACCUAAGAAAGACACAAGAGAGGUUGAACAACUACAACCAAAAAAGGAUGCAGCAGGAAAUCAAUCAACUGAAGAUGAGCCUCCAAAAGAGACUACAGCAAAGGAUCAGCCUACACAACAAGUGAAGGCUAUAGCAGAGGAUGAGCCUCCAGCAGAGGAAGAGCCUCCAAAAGAGGAUGAGCCUCCAGCAGCAGUUGAAGAAACACAUUCAUACAUAAUGCAAAACAAGGUCAUUGCUGCUAAAAAGGCCCCUGCUACAACUGUUGAUACUGCUGGAAAAGCCACUGCUGCUGAAAUGGCCCCAGCUACAACUACUGAAAAGUCCUCUGCUGCAGAAAAAUCCCAUGCAGCAAGUUCUGCAAAUGCACAACAGAAGGCCCCUGCUGAAAUUAAAAAAAUCCUAUUAGGUGGUGAAGAAAUUGAGAUUGAGGAUGAAACAGAAGAAGAAUUGGAAAGACAAGAAGAAUUGCAAAGGGAUGAGGAGUUGACAAGAAUAUUGAGAGGUAUAAAACCUGUUGAAGAGUUAAAUUUGUCUCAAAAGAGUGAAGAAUAUUCACAAAAUUCAAAGCAACCAAGAAGGAAAAUGGUUGCAAGGAAAAAUCAAAAGAAAAAAGAAUUGGAAGAAAAUCAGAAAAAACAGGAAUAUGAACAAUCACCAGCAAGAAGAACAAGAAGUAAAUCACGAGAUGUUAAGUUGCCUGGCAUAUCAGCUAUAGCAACAGCUGCUGCAGCAAUUGCUGAAAACCUACCAGCAGCAACAACACCCAAAAAACCUGGGCGUCCAAGGGCUGCAACUGCAAUUGCAGAGAAACCUGUUGAGAAAACAGGGCGUACAAGGGCUGCAGUUAUUGGGAAAGCAGGCCAAAAAGGUGGUCAGAAAAGACCUGCUGCAUCAGCCAAAAGUCCUGCAAAUAAAAGAAAAUUCAUAGAUCAAGUGCCUUAUAAUGAACCAUCAGAGGAUAAAGAACAAGAAGAAGUCCCUGCAACAAGUUCUGCUCCUGCAGAAAAGAAAAUUCUUAAAAAAGUAGAACAAAAAGACAGUGAGGAUCCAACUUUUGAUGCUGAAAAAGAAGAAGAUGAAGAAAGUGAGGAGGUGGAAGUAGUUCAAGAAAAGAAAACAACAUUGAAAAAACCAAAAGCUGAAGAAAAAAGAAUGGUUCUGUAUGAGAGGGAACCAAUAAAAAAGAUUGUGAAGAGGAAAACUAAAUUUUCAGUGGCUAAAAAAAAAAGAAGAGGAGGAAGAAAAGAAUGA
Molecule: messenger RNA, 1419 nt
Organism: Chenopodium quinoa (quinoa)
Lineage: Eukaryota; Viridiplantae; Streptophyta; Magnoliopsida; Caryophyllales; Amaranthaceae
Product: fibrous sheath CABYR-binding protein-like
Exons: 10
Coding region: 1-1419 (472 amino acids)
Source: RefSeq, a predicted model, not a curated record